Molecule: messenger RNA, 1665 nt
Organism: Cylindrotheca closterium
Lineage: Eukaryota; Bacillariophyta; Bacillariophyceae; Bacillariales; Bacillariaceae
Source: the annotation of a GenBank genome assembly
AUGAAGACCUUCUUCUCUCUUGCUCUCGCUGCCAGCAGUCUCUUGUCUGGUGCCGCAGCCCAACUCUUUGACUACUCUGCGCCUGCCACUGGUGCCGGGAAGUGUGCUCUCAUCAACGUUGUAAUGGACGAGUCCGGAUCAAUGGGUGGUGACCAAGCCUUCCUCCGGGGCGUGGCUCUUCCCAAGAUGGCAACAGAGCUCCAAAGCACUGCCUAUAACUACACCGACGUCUUUUUCUGCAGCGGCGGUUUCGGCCGUUCUUCUGGGGCCACCAAUCCCCAGUUCUACCGCCAUUUGGGCUGCACUUCCUACGAUUCUUCCGGUGUCAUUGCCAGUCAAGGCCCAGUCUCUUGGGUCGCCUCUGGCAGCGUCGAAGACGGCUGGGCUGGCAUGGAGUUUGCCAUGCGCGAUGUCACUGCUUCCAUUGAUGGCAUCGAUCUCUUGAGCCACUGUGCUACCAUUGACAAGAAUCUCAUUCUUGUGACCGAUGAAGAUCGCGAUGACCGCUACAAUGCCGUCACUGCCACCAGCAUUGCCAACUUGAUUGAUGCCAAUGGCUACGUCUUGAAUGUCAUUGUCAACAUUAUCAUUGAUGGCAACAACAAUAACUUUGGCAUGAAGAUUGGAGGUGCGGGCUCCAACAGCACCAUUUUCCAAUACGAUACUGCCGCCGCCGACAACUAUAUCACCUACAAUGACCUCCGUCCCUACACUGACUAUGUGACUGCGUACAUUGCCACCCAUCCUCACUACACCGAACUCAUUGUUGACAAGCCCGGAGCUGUCUGGAGCGUCAAUACUCUUCGCGCUGGUGGUCUUCUCACUCAGACCUUUGCCGAUGUGUUUGUGGAAAUCAAGGUCCAAGAGAUCGCUGAAUCUGGCGAUGGAGGUCGUGGCGAGCUUGGCGGAGAUCCUCACAUCACCACCUGGCGCAAUGAGCACUACGAGUACCACGGCCAAUGCGACCUUGUCAUGAUGAAGGAUCCCAACUUUGCCAAUAGCCUUGGCUUGGACAUUCAUAUUCGCACCAAGAUUGUCCGUUACUGGUCCUACAUCAAGACUGUUGCCAUCAAGAUUGGCAAUGAUAUCCUUGAGAUUGAAGGAUCUCCCGAUGCUCACGAUGCCGAAGCUCAUUACUGGGUCAACUACGAGUACCAAGGAGAGCUCGAUACCUUUGCUGGCUUUUCCGUCUCCCAGAAGCUUCCUUCUGCCUUCAAGCGCUCUUAUAUCAUUGACUUGAGCUCCAAGUAUCCUGGACAAUCCAUUACCGUUCAGCUCUACAAGGAGUUCGUUCGUAUCAAGCUCAAUGGCAACGAGGCCAUCUUUGGCAACACUGUCGGUCUUCUUGGCGAUUACAAGACUGGAGCUACUCUUGGUCGCGACGGCGUCACUAUCAUCAAUGAUUUCACAGAGCUUGGUGAUGAAUGGCAAGUUCUUCCAUCUGAUGGCAAGCUCUUCCACGAAGUUGCUCAUCCUCAAUUCCCAGAAGCCUGCAUCAAGCCCGAGGAUCCUCGUGGUGAACGAAAGCGUCGCUUGUCCGAGUCCAAAAUCUCCAUUGAGCAAGCCGAGACUGCUUGUGCUGCUUUGAAGGAUCCACUUGCCAUCAAGGACUGCGUCUACGAUAUCUUGGCCACCCAAGACUUGGACAUGGUUGGAGCCUUCUAG